Opisthocomus hoazin is the source of this 1044-nucleotide messenger RNA. The record is from RefSeq and is a predicted model, not a curated record. NCBI's taxonomy places the organism in Eukaryota, Metazoa, Chordata, Aves, Opisthocomiformes, Opisthocomidae.
AUGAAAUACCAUACGUUCAAUGUCAAGUUCGAUGGCUAUGCCCGUUUUACAGCUAAUGGAAAACUGCUCAGUACAGUUGCUUCAUGCCUAAGAAGAGAAAAUAAGAAAGAGAAGCAAGUGGCAGUGCUGGCAACUUCAGAGCUGCCUGCGAAGUCGGUGGAUCUGGCUGCUCUUAACCUGACAGAGCUGGUGAACGGUAUGCUGAACACAGUGCUCCGAGGUACCAAAAAACUCUUCUCUUUGCUGAGCGUCACUUCUUACAGCUCGUUUGCCUUCCACAAAGUGUCAGUCACGAUUUAUAACAUUUCUAAUGUGAAAAAUGUUGACCCUGGCAAGUUCCCUAUGCAUUACUGCUACUGUUUGAACAAUGUGACAAAUGACUUGACAGAUUUUACAGCUUUACUUGUUGAUAUUAUUGGAAACUCCACCAGUUAUCUCACAGAAAUUUUCAAAUCCACUUCUAUUCUCUCAGAGCGUCAGAGCAAUGAGUCAGAUUGUAUAUACAUCUGUGUUAUGACAGGGCAGACAGGGAGAAAUCUGUCUGACUUUUGGGAAAUGCUGGAGAAGUCUCCUGCUAUUAAUUACACAUUUUCCAGUAACACAUCUUCUGACCUGGCUGACGUGUAUGCACUUCGGAUGCAGACGUUGUCGCCUCAAGAAACCAGCAAACUGAUGCAAACAGAGCCAGAUUUGCCUUCCCCAGUUCUGUCUACACCACCCUACAGGCCUGGUAUGACCUUGAAGCUCUACUCAGCUACCAGGUGUCCGCAGGCAAUCCUCAAAGCGUCCCAUGUGACCUCACCUCCUGCCACUCUUGUAGUGCAAAAGAUCAAUCCCUGUGUGAUGGAGCUGUGUAGGUUUUUUCAGCUGUGCCUCUGUGUUGGUCAGAGAAGACAUUCCAGAAAGGAAGCCAUGAGGUACUGUGUGGAAUACUAUUCCUGGUUCUUGAAAAAUGCAAGUUAUAUCUGUGAAAAAGUCAAAAGAGUUGCUUAUUCCCACACAUUAAAACAAAAAUGCCUUAAAAACAUCUGUACGUCGGUCUAG